AAAUAAGCUAAUCAGAAUUCAAGGUAGUUACUGAACGGCUAAGUCUGACCGAAUACGUUGAUGACGCUGCGGAGCUCAUUCCAGGCAGUUGAGACAAAAAGUCUCCGAGCCGGGUCAUCUUUACGACGCAAACUUCAUUUUAGCGGGAACGUACCAAUAGUUGUGCUGGGCUACACCUCAGGGGUAUGACUAUAAGUAGGUAGUAUUGGUAAUCAUUCACAGCGAGACUAUAUUGUGCUGUGGUGUCAAGUUCACUAUCAAAGUAAAGGACCUACCUACCUAGGCAGGAAGCGAAUUAUUAUUCUACACCUCGAAGAUGACCGGAAACUCCCAGCCCCGUAUCCUCGUCAUCGGCGCCGGAUCGAUGGGAAUCAUCACCGGCUACCACCUCACUCUCGCCAAAGCCGACGUAACAUUCCUCGUCCGCCCGCACCGCGCGCAGGACCUAAAUCGUCCGCAGAUCCUCUACUGCUACGAAGACAACCAGCUCAAAGAGUACAGCGGCUACAAAUACAUCACCGACCCGUCGGAGAUCAAAACAGCCGGGGCGCCGGGCUACGACUUCAUCGUGAUCGCCCUCGACGGCGCCUCCCUGAAAAGCGAGACGGGCGUGGCGCUCGUGAAAGCAAUGGGCGAGGCUGCGCGCAAGACGAAGACCAAGGUCAUCCUCGGCAGCGUCUUCUUCAACCUGCGCCCCUGGUUCCUCGACGUCUCGGGCCUCGCCGGAGACCAGGUCACCAACGGCCACCUCGACAUCCACGCCUACCCGCCGUCGCGGCUGACGCUGCCGUCGGAGAAUCAGGAGGUGAUCGCAAAGGCCGACUUCGCGUACACCGACAAGCUGGGCCACGGCUUCACCGUCGACGAUAGCGCGCCCGCGGUUGCCGCGGCCUUCGCGGAGCUGUACGGCGCGAGCGGGGUGUCCGGCUGCAUUGUCGCUUCCGCGGCGGCUAGUGCGGUGGCGAUCAACGCCCUGUUCCCCGUCUUCGCGGCGUGCGAGCUGCUCGGGUGGCCGAAGCUCCGGGACGUCGGCUGCGGCGCGAACGCGGGGCUGUGGACGCAGCUGGUGGUGCCGGCCGUGAGGGAGAUCCAGGGGCUGGGGGUUCACGGGGAAGCGGGGCGGAAGGCGGCGGAGGGCAAGGGGUUGGUGGCGGAGCUCGGGGCGUGGGAGCAGCAUAUGCUGCCGCUGGACUUGCAGGCGUUUAAUCGGUUCCAUCAUGGGGAUAAGCUGAGGGCGCAGGGGCGCGAGCAUUUGAGGGCGUGUUUGGAGGAGGGGAGGGGGGAGGGGAAGGAGAUGAGGGCGUUGGAGGGGUUGUUGGGACGGUUGGGGGAGGGGGAGGGGGAGGGGGGGAGUUAUUUUCCUGGGUAG
Messenger RNA from Hypoxylon fragiforme, 1369 nucleotides. RefSeq lists its product as uncharacterized. Lineage: Eukaryota; Fungi; Ascomycota; Sordariomycetes; Xylariales; Hypoxylaceae. Bases 317 to 1369 code for a protein of 350 amino acids. The transcript has a single exon. The record is from RefSeq and is a predicted model, not a curated record.